CCGGCAGUUUAUUUCGGUACUUCGGGCGAAUCUGAGCUUCGAAGCAGCAGCUCUCGGCUUGGAACGUUGUAGGUAAAUCGCGAUCGGUUCGUUCGUUCAAAGCCAAAGGUGCCAACGGUUUGCCGUCGCGAUUCGAGGGAAAGGUGCGAGCUAAACGUGACUGACAGACAACGACGUGAUUAUAAAUAGAUUAUUGUGCGUCGUUUUGUGUGUGUACGGGAGAUUACCGCUGGCUGUGCUGAAGCACCUCAGAUGAACCAGAACGGAGAUUUUGGUGCUCCGUUGGCAGAUACACUAUCUAAGAUUUAUGGUGAUUAACUGGGCGGUGGAUGUCGUGACGGAUAAAGAUUAGCGCGGCCGUAUGGAGUUUUUGUGAAGGUACGCGCCCGCUCCCUGUUUGUGAAGAAGAGAUAAUUUACUAGCCUAGUGAAGUGACGAAGGUGGUGGCUGAUGUUGGUGGCAGUGCGGUGGUGUGUGUACCAAUCAAGUGAAAAUUGAGGAAGAACGAGGCAACUUCGGAAUUGGAUUAUCUCACAUGUGAUCUGCUCCGCCCUAAUGCUAUGCAGUCGUUACAGCUGCAGUGGUUCUACCGUGGACUUCCUCGUAAUACGUUCGUUGAAGAGUGUGUUCAGAAGGGGACUGGAUGCUGCAGGGCUCUCUAGUCUACACGUGUGGUAAGGCCAUGCUGGAUGCUGUGAAGAAGUGUUGUGAUGUUGUUUAUUGAAUAUAGUGGUCCCAACAGCAGAGCCGGGUCUUCCGUACCACAGCAGGAAUGUGCCGGCACUCGUGUCAGCUAUCGUCAAAAGAAGUGUGGGAAAAUUAGUUCAGUGAAAAGCGAAAUCAAGUUUUCACCGCCAACCGAAAGAGGGCCCGGGAAGUGAAUGCGAUGGAAUUCGUUGGAAGCUAGAAUCUGAAGCUGAAAGCUGGAACAGCAAUGGAUGUUUGUUUGCAAUUCUUUCGACGAUGGUUUGGUUUUUCACGAUGUGCUGAUUCUCAAUAGGAAACCGAAUUGCUCACUGGAAGACGAGAUUGAGUGGGGUGAAAUGGCUUCCCAAGCUAGUUACGGGCAUUGUUUGCAUUGUGCUGGUCGUUUCUGGUGUAGCUUCUAUUACCUUUGAUUUACGAAAGUGUAUGUGAAAAAGUGUUCAGCCAAUUGUCUUUCUAUCCCGGUUCGUGGCCGCCGUGGGGGGAAAGUAAAAGAAGUAGUUGAUAACAUCUGUUAUCGGUGAUCGGAAGAAGAACGACGGGAACAAACCAAGCACACCACUGGCAACUAUGUUGGCCUUACAUCACAUGACAUCAGGGGAAGUGACGCAGAUAUCGAAUUUGCACACACUCAUCCUGGAAAUCAACAGCGAAGUGGCGCUGUUUAGGGAUCUUCUAAUACACGUCGGACAGGCGCGAGACUGUCCGGAGCUGCGAGAAAAGAUACGGAAACUUCGACGAUCCUGCGUGGAAGCAUGCAAACACACCGCCGCCCUAAUACUUCCACAGAUCCGACAGGCCCUCGCUGAAGGAAUCCUGGCGGACAACCCUCACCUGGUGCUGCUCUUCUACCUGUCACAGUUGUUUCUGAGAGAACUCAUCAAAAGCCACCGGCUGGUUCAGGUCAUUCCUAUGGAUAUGUCCGGAUACUAUGAAAAUCGAGCCGGGCCGUCCAACCUUGGGAACGUGAUAAGUCAAAUACUGCUGUGCAAGCAGAUUACCCCAGACUUCAACCAGGAAGAGCUUUGCAGUAUAACCAAGGAUUCGCAGGAGAUCGCCCGGAUAUUGCAGGACCUUCAAGAGUUCAUGCCACAACAGGAGACAUAUUUAGAGCGCACGAUUGCCCUAACGGCCGAAAUCAACGGACCAUGGCCAGCGAAACGCCGACGAGGUUCACUCUACAAAAACAUGGGCCUUCUGUGCUGUGUCUCGCGACCCAACUAUCUAUGAAUAUAGGUGGUUGCAGUUUUCAGCAAUCACACUUCCAACGACGAGUCACCACCACCCUUGAAGCUUGAAGCAGCACUUGAGGCCAUCGAGGUCGUCAUCGCUAUUGCUGCAGUAAAGUUGCCCUUAACCAUUACCAGCGUCGCGACGCCAUAGGAACCUUAUCAGAUGGGGAUGACACCGUUAUGGCGUCGUCAUCAUUAUAGAGAGAACCAUCGGCAACACCUUGUCGCAACUCGUAAAACCACAAGCAUCAUACCAACAGACAGAUACAGUGGUGGAUAUUCCUUUAACCGUGUUUCUAUUUCUUUUCCCAAUCAGAUAACCCAAGAUAUUAGUUUUAUUGUAAUUUGUUUUUCGUGGUUAUACUUUGACUAUACCACGUUUGUGUUACAGCACAACCACGACCAAAAAAUAUUCCGGCGAAAUCGUUCACUAGAAAUUUAUGAUCCAUUUUAGAAGCUCGGUCAAACGAAUGUCUACCACUGUAGUAGAGAGAGAACCACCAAAUUCCAGUACCUUUAGAUAAGUUUAUUUUUCUAUGUGUGUUAUUUCUAUAUAGUCUAGCGAACGAACAGGAGAUGCCCGGAAAAAUGGAAGCGAAAAGGUGCAUCUCAACCAGCAAAGCUUCCACAGCAUCUAUUGAUCCAAAGCUGAAACGUGUAAUCGAAAAGUAAAAGCAUGGUUGGUUUAAUUGAGGGUACUGACCAAACCAGACCAUCGGUCUUCAUUUUGCCCAACCGUUCGGACAAAAAAUAGAACCCGGCGAGAAAAAAAAACGAAUCGAUGGUGAUCCGCUCCUGAUGGCACCGACAUGUACGGGGAUUAAAAGCAAUUGGUUCCGAAAUUGGAUCGGAUUAGCGAAUGGGAUAAUGGGGAAAAGAGGUCACUGGUAGGUAUUUUUACCACGAUGGCGUGGAUUGCAAUGCAUUGCGGCAUGGGCGUAGCCAGGAUUUUCGUCAGAGGGCGAACGGACUUCAAAGACAAUUCUUCUUCUUCUUCUUCUACUUCUGGGACAAAGCCUGCUUCUCAGUGUACCGAUACGGCUUUCUGUGCCCUCGAAGUCACAUUUUCUUCUUCUUCGCAUUACAUCCCCACUGGAACAGAGCCUACUUCUUAGCUUAGUGUUCAAUGAGCACU
Molecule: messenger RNA, 3072 nt
Organism: Aedes aegypti (yellow fever mosquito)
Lineage: Eukaryota; Metazoa; Arthropoda; Insecta; Diptera; Culicidae
Gene: dcma
Exons: 7
Coding region: 1276-1935 (219 amino acids)
Biological process (GO): G protein-coupled receptor signaling pathway
Cellular component (GO): neuron projection
Source: RefSeq, a predicted model, not a curated record